Molecule: messenger RNA, 1127 nt
Organism: Gallus gallus (chicken)
Lineage: Eukaryota; Metazoa; Chordata; Aves; Galliformes; Phasianidae
Gene: SUMF2
Product: sulfatase modifying factor 2
Exons: 9
Coding region: 92-1027 (311 amino acids)
Cellular component (GO): endoplasmic reticulum
Source: RefSeq, a predicted model, not a curated record
GAAGCUCUUCUGGGUCAGAGCCCUCCGGUUCCGCUGCUGAUGCGUUGUGCUCUGAGCGCUGCUGGUGCUGCUCGGCUUUGUUGCCGGGGAGAUGCGCAGGGCGGCGGUGCUUUGCUGCUGCGUGCUGGGCUGCAGCUGCGCUCUGCUGGCGUUUGGAAGCGAUGAGCACGUGGUGCAGCUGCCUGGAGGGAAGUUCCAGAUGGGCUCCAGCUCCACGCAGAGCAGAGACGAGGAGGGACCCAUCCGGGAGGUGACAAUGAAGCCCUUUGCCAUUGACAAGUUCCCUGUUACCAACAGGGACUUCAGGGAGUUUGUUAGAGAAAAGAAAUACAAAACUGAAGCAGAAGCAUUUGGCUGGAGCUUUGUCUUUGAGGAUUUCGUAUCAGAAGAGCUGAAGAAAAAAAUCACCCAAAAACUGGAGUCCGCUCCUUGGUGGCUGCCAGUUGAGAAGGCUUUUUGGCGACAGCCUGCGGGUCCCGGCUCCAGCAUCGCAGACAGACUGGACCACCCAGUGCUGCAUGUGAGCUGGAACGACGCGCAGGCAUUCUGCAGAUGGAAGGGGAAGAGGCUCCCAACUGAGGAGGAGUGGGAGUUCGCUGCCCGGGGAGGGCUGGAGCAAAGGCUGUAUCCCUGGGGAAACAAGUUCCAGCCAAACCGCACCAACCUGUGGCAGGGUGACUUCCCAAGGGGGGACACGGCUGAGGAUGGCUAUCACGGUGUGUCCCCGGUGGCAGCAUUCUCACCUCAGAACAGUUAUGGGCUCUAUGACCUGCUGGGGAACACCUGGGAGUGGACGGCCUCGCAGUACACACCACCAGGCCCUCCCCGGCCGCGUGCUGAGGCAAUGCAUGUGCUGAGAGGGGCCUCAUGGAUCGACACUGUGGAUGGGUCUGCGAACCACCGGGCUUCCAUCACCACCAGGAUGGGGAACACACCAGACUCAGCCUCUGACAACCUCAGCUUCCGCUGUGCUGCUGACAUCCCGAGUCGCACCACUAAGAGCAGCAGAACCAAACCUGAGCUCUGAGGAGGCUCCUGGCACGACCUGAGGGCAGUUUCUCCUGUGGAGAUGGACAGCAAUCCCCAAAAACCAUUUUCAUUAAACCAGGGAAGUUUUAAAAAAUGAA